GGCAAAUAUGAAAAAGUCAAACAGAGGAACUGUCAGGAAAAAGAAGGGUGUCAAAUUCACUAAAAUCAUCGAAGAAGACACAAAGCCAAGGCCAGUGAGAGAAUUACUCAAACCAUCAUUUGAUAAGAUCAAAGAUGAGAUGGAGUCAUUAGACUUAGAAUCAGGAAAUUUCACGUUCCUUCCAAUUCGGUACUCACCUCCUUUGACAAAGUACCAGAGAUACGAAGAAUUCAAAAGUUUUAUCAAAUCCCUAAAAACAAGCAUUCAUAAAAAAUAAACUACAAGAAUACUUCAUUAAAAUGCACAAGAACUUCUGUGAAGAUGCCCCCAUUGAGCCAGAUUCUUACCUGAAGCACUUCAUUAGAAACUACGACGUUGAACGAGUGAAGCAAGAUAGAGUCAUGCAGAGUUUUACUAUUGGAAGAAAAAUCAUCCCGAAAGAAAACACUGAUAGAAAAAUAAACAUGGAGAUUCAUAAUAGCAUCAUGGGAGUCUGCAUGAGGAAGCCUAAGGCAGAUAACAAGAACAAGGCUAAAAAGAAAAGUGAUAUCCCUCAUUUUGCAUCCAAGAACCAAGUCUUCGGCUCUGCAGAUCUUCAAAAAAGAACUGAUGAGUACUAUAGCAACUUCGCUAAGAACACUCUUCAAAAUGAUAUCGACAAGAAGAAUAGGAUAAAGGCACGGAAAAAGAACAGGGACAAAAACAAAACUGCCCCCUCUUCUCAUUACAGCCAGAAAACAGUCACUACUUCUCAAAGGAGAUCCCAAAAAUCUGUCAUUGAAAGAGAUAAAGAAAAGGAGCGCCAAAAAUAUAUCCUUCACAGAAUGAAAAAGAGAGGCUACUUUGUUGGUAGCAAUAAGAGAAAACCAAUAAAAAAAUUAAGUGUCUCCAACGGGGAAACAAUCAGACUACUCAACGAAUAUGCAAAUAACAAGAUCAGACUGUUUAACCUUCGUAGGAAACUAAACAAGACUCGAAGAAGAAGUAUUGAAUCAAUGUUUCACACUCAUAAGAUAUUAAUAGAUAGAGAACUUAAGAAGAGAAGUGUUUUUAGCCCACAGACCUCCCUCAACGAUAGCCAAAAACUAAUGCUGCCACACCAGAACUCUCCAUACCACUCAAGAAAUCGAAGCUCUAGAGAAAUAUUCAAAGACAUGAAUUCUUCAACAUUCACAAACCCUCUUUACACCCAAGUUCUAAAACAAAAAUACCACCCUCCUAGCAUGCACCACUCAAUGCUGGCUACUACCCACUUCAGUAACACCGCCUCAAUCCACGAAUACGACGAAUGCACUCACCAAAAGCUAUAACCCUUAUUCCUCCCCUAACCAUCCUC
Moneuplotes crassus is the source of this 1336-nucleotide messenger RNA. The record is from the annotation of a GenBank genome assembly. Lineage: Eukaryota; Ciliophora; Spirotrichea; Euplotida; Euplotidae.